UUUAGCCUUGGAGUUGGAGUAAUAUGUGUUUGUUUGACUAAUUGUGUAAUUUGCGUAACGAGCGUAAAAGCAAGUGGACCCCGAAAUUCCCGAGUUGGGGCGAGUAUCAAAUUCGAUUGAUAACAUCAUAACAAUAAAGCUAGGGUUUCAUCUUUUGGUAGAAUCAACCGAAAUAUUAACACAAAGAAGAAUACAAGAUAAGAGAGGAAUCAAUUCAUAUUAAUCGCCCUUUGUUUAAAGUUUGUUUCUUUUUGAUUUUUCUCUUACUUCAGAUCCCUUUCUACCCUCACUGUUAAACGAUUAGGAAGAACAACCACCAUGGGAAGAGGAAAGUUUAAGGGAAAACCUACUGGCCGCCGCCAAUUUUCUACUCCUGAAGAUAUUCUAGGUGGUGGAACUUCUCGUCCUCGCACAUUUAGACAGAAAGAAGCUGAAGAGGAAGAGGAAGAAGAGGUAGAAGAGGUAGAAGAAGAAUCCGAGGAAGAAUCUGAUGAGGAUACUCAACAAAAGAAGAAAGGUACUCAAGGGAUUAUUGAAAUUGAAAACCCAAACUUGGUGAAGCCAAAGAACAUAAAGGCUAAGAAUAUUGAUCUCGAGAAAACAACUGAGCUUUCAAGACGUGAGAGAGAGGAGUUGGAAAAACAGAGGGCUCAUGAAAGGUACAUGAAGCUGCAAGAACAAGGGAAAACAGAACAAGCAAGAAAAGAUUUAGAGAGGCUUAAACUAAUUCGUGAGCAAAGAGCAGAAGCUGCUAAGAAGAGAGAGGAAGAGAAAGCUGCCAAGGAGCAAAAGAAAGCGGAAGCUCGCAAAUGAUCAUCUUAGACACCAAUGAUAAUUAUAGUACAAAUCUCUUUGAAAGUUAUAUAUUAAUUUAAAUGUCUUUAAUUUCUGCACAAGUAUACCCAAAAUUGUGCCAGUUGUGACAACUGUAUACUUUUUUCGUUUAGUUUGAAUGUGGACAUUGUUUAUUCA
This is a messenger RNA of Amaranthus tricolor (Joseph's coat), 972 nucleotides long. RefSeq lists its product as uncharacterized. The record is from RefSeq and is a predicted model, not a curated record. Lineage: Eukaryota; Viridiplantae; Streptophyta; Magnoliopsida; Caryophyllales; Amaranthaceae. Bases 319 to 813 code for a protein of 164 amino acids. Gene Ontology annotation, cellular component: cytosol. Gene Ontology annotation, molecular function: RNA binding. The transcript is spliced from 8 exons.